CAACCUCCGGAAUCCGUAAUGUCCCUCGACUUUGGCAGCGUUGCGUUGCCAUCUCAACAUGAAGAGGACGAAUAUGAUCCGGAGGAUUACGCUAGGGAGCAGGAGCUGCACAGGCUGCUGACAGACCUCCCUGAUGACAUGCUGGAGGACAGCAGGGACUGCUCCUCCCCAGAGUUGGAUUAUUCUCCACACAUCGAGGAUGACCACGUCCCUGACCAUGAGCAUGACCGUGACACUGCGAGUAGACCUCUGCACAGAUGGGAGCAGCAGGCUGACUGGGCAGGACUGCAGGGAGUCGAUGCCUUGGAGGAGAACUAUGAGGAUAGCUACAAUCGGAAAGAGUGCACAUAUGAAAACGGGACAGAGCACAUCGACCACCUCCAAGGCCACCUGCACGCCCACACAGGCCAGAAAUAUGCGAACAGCAAUGGGGGCUACACGUACCCCAGUCUGGACAAAGAGGAGUCUGCCAUCAGCAGGGGCUUCUCCCCUGAGGAUGACUACCAGCACAACCCAUACCAAGUCCACCCUGGGGCAGAGUACCACCAGCCUGCAGGUCAGGAGGAGGACCUGGACUAUGGUGAACAAACCGAUACCAGACAGCCGUUUCAGAAUUUUGAAAGUGACAGAGCAGGGGAGAGCGUGCCAGACCACUACCAGGCUCAGUACCAACCCUACCCACCCAGCAGCCAGCCCAGGAUGUUUAACCCUGAAGCACCUCGUCAUGAUGGCCAUUUCAAUCAGCUUCAGAGACAGUUCCUAGACUCGGCUCAGAGUUCAGCAGAGAACCAGCAGAUGGCACAGCUGCAGAUUCUGAAUAAGGCUCAGUCACGGCAGAUUGAGGAGCUGGAGCAGAAGCUGGACAAUUGUAGGCGCAAGACGAGAUACUUUGAGCACCAGCUCGCUAUAAUGAAAGAUGAGAAGGAGGGUCUGGCAGUGUCUCUCAGGGAGUCCAGCCGUGUGGUUGAGGAGUCCAAGGAGCAUGAGGCCCAGCUGCAGGGGAAGAUUUCAGCCCUGGAGCUGCAGGUCCAAACCCUCAUUGACAGGGAGCACGAGAGCGUGAGGAAGCAGAGGGUGGCUGAAGCGACAGUGGAUAGUGUGAAGCAACAGAUGGCGGAGCUGUGUCGCUCAGAUGCGCUGUCUCGUGCUCGAGAACAGCACAACCGUGACCUGGCAGCGAUCCGCGAGCAGCACGAGAGUCGAGUGCUGGCCCUGCAGCAGAAACUGGACUCCAACGCACAGGCCCUGGAGGAACAGACUGAGUUGUGUCAGAAGCUGCGGGAGCAGGUGAAGAAGUUAGAGCUUGAAAGAGAGGAAGAGAAGCUGGAGAGGGCUGGAAUCAUCAACACUCUGACACAGCGCCUGGAGGAGAGCCAGCAGCAGUGCACAAAGUUGCUCCAGACAGGGACUGUACAGGAGAUGAACCAGAUGCGCAUUCAGCUACAGCAGGCACAGAGCCUGAAGAACAUCAGUGACAAUAUGAAUAAAUCCCUGCGGGAAGAACUUGCUGACCUGCAGGAGCAGAUUACUUUGUAUGAGUCCGGGGUCAAAUUCGGAGUGAUUUCACUGGACUUUAGUGGAGAGUUGGAGAACCAGCUGUCAGAUUCCUACGUUGCACUGGGAAUCAAGACGGCAAAAUGGCACAAUGGCAGAAUUCACAGUGGCCCCCUGCCAGCAGCGGCAGAUGGGAACUUGUUGAAGGACGAACUGGUUGCCGAGCUGAAGGGGGAGCUGCAGAGGUUCCUUGGCAGCUUGAAGGGGAAGCGGCAGAAGAUUUCCCAGCUGCAGGAGGACCUCUGCCAGACCCGUGCCGAGGCCCAGGAGCUACGGACACAGCUGGACAGGGCCGAGAGGAACGUACGGGACUUGAAGUUAAGGGAUAGCAGUCUGGAGAAGCAAAUGGAGGCAUCUGGUGCAGAGGGGUCUCCACAGGAGGAGCUCCAAAGGCUUCAGAAGGAGCGGCAGCAGCUCAAGGACUGUGUGGAGAAACUGGAAAAGCAGAAUGUGGAGCUGAGGCUGAGUGAGGAGAGGGUAAAAGCAGCCAACCUGGAGCUCUGCACCAAGAUGAGGGAAAUGAUCCAGGAGUUUGACGAGGAGAAGCAGGAGGCUGCAGAGAGGUAUGAGAGGACACAGCAGCAGUACCGGGAUGACGUGGUGAACCACGUGCGGGAGGAGCUGUCCCAUGAGCAUGCUGCACAACUGGAGGAGCUGACAGCAGAGCACCAGCUCAAGACCCAGCAGCUAGAGUCACAGCUGGCAGAGGUCAGCAAGGAGAUCCUGGGUGUGCAGGAGUGCUACAUUGCAGUCUGCCGAGAAAAGGACGUGCUGGAGGAGAACCUGCGUUCCAGACUGGAGGAGGAAAGAAAAUACAGGGAGGAGGAACUGAUGAGUCGAAUGUGCGGGGAGACAAGGAAAGCCUUGCAGGAGCUGAAAGCAGAUCUGGAGAAGCAGCAUGAGACCUCCCUCACCGCAGCCAGGGCCCGGUGGGCUGAGGAAAAGGAGGUGGAGUUUCAGGAGCAAGUCCAGGCCCAGCUGGCUUUGGCCAAGACUAGCUGGCAGGAGGAGCACGGCAAGGCAAUGCAGGUCGCACUGAAGCAGGUGGAGGAGAAGUGGGCCCAGCGGCUGGAGGAGGCACAGGGGGGGGAGACACAGGAGAAAUCCUCGCAGACGGAUGGGGCGAGCACGCGGGGCUGCUACAUGGAGGAGCUGGAAGCACAGCUAGCCUCUCAGAGGACGGAGCUGCAGCAGGAGGCAGAUAAGGCCAAGGCACACCUGCGGCAUGAGCUGCAGGACAAACACCUCAAGGAUGUUGAGCGAAAGGUUGAAAGCGCAGUGUCAAACGCCAAGAGCCAAUGGCUGCAGGAGAUGACAUCCCUCCCCCAGUACAAAGCCAGCCUCCAGGCAGAGAGAGAAGCAUGGGCCAAACAGCAGGAUCAGGCCUUGAGCCAGCAGCAGGUCUCCAUGGUGCUGACGGAAGCUGAGGAGCAGUGGCGGCAGAUGCACCUGCAGAAGCUGGAGGAACUGGAGUCGGAGUUUGGGGCCAGGCAAGCGGAGCUGCAGGAAGAGUUGCAGUUCCUGCAGAGGCAGCUGGAGCAGCGGCAGGAGGAGGAGGCAGCCCUGCUGAAGGUGGAGCUGGCCCGUGCCCGGGCUUCCUGGGGCCAGGAGAAGCAGGAGGAGGCAGCCCGCGCCCAGGCACAGAAUGAGCGUGACUACCGCGCCUUCCUGGAUGAGCACCGGGGGAAGCUGGAGCAUGCCCUGGCACUUGCCAGGGAGGAGGCAGAGCUCCAGCGAGGUGAGCUGCUCUUGCAGAAGGAGGCAGACUUCCAGCGGCUGCUGAGGGCCAGGGAGGAGGAAUGGAGUGCGCAGCAUGAGAAGGAGAUUCAGGUUGAGAGGGAGAAGGCUCUGGCUGAGGUGCGAGCUGCCCUCGCAGAGCUCCAGGACUACCUCCUCAAAGCUCCGGACAUGCAGGGAUGGCAUAGCAGCACUCAGACUUUCAGUUUAGGGGGAGAGGGGGAGUUCAAGACCUGUGUACUGGCCGGGUGCCGAGACCUGAUCUCCAAGGCAGUGACCCAGGCCCAACAGGAUGGGAAAAGGAACAGUCAGGGGAAGCUGUUUUGGGUGUCGAAGGAGACCCAGGAUUCCUGGGAGGGAGAUGCAAGCCAGCCUCAUGGGUCCCUGAGUGAGAAGAAGGGUGGUCCCUGCAGUAGGAGCUGUGCUGAGAGGGUGUCCAGAUUGCAGAAACAGUGUCAGGACCUGCAGAGGCACCUGGAGAAGGCCUGUCGCCAGCUGCAGCAGACUGUGCGGGACAACAAGGCCAGCAUGCAGCACCUCAGAGAGGAACAUGAAGUGGCCAUUCAAAAGGAGAAGGAGGAAAGCCAGAGGAAACUGGAUGAAGUUCAAAGGUCCAGCCAGGAGACCUCUAUGGCUUGCGGAGAUAGCCAACAGUGCCUUCAGGCUGGCCUAGCGGAAAUGAAGGAACAGUACAUGAGAGCUGUGGGAAAGAUCAGAGGUGACAUGCUGCAGUACCUCCAUGAGAGCAAGGAGAGGGCAGCGAACAUGAUCCGGAGAGAGGUGCUGCGGGAGCGGCAAGACACAGCCCGCAGGAUGCGCCAGUACUACCUCAGCUGCCUACAGGAGCUGCUGGAGGACGGGGGCAAGAGCCAGGGGGCAGAGAAGAAAAUCAUCAACGCAGCAAGAAAGCUGGCAGCUAUGGCCAAAGUGCUGGAGACACCAGUAUCCAAGAGGAAAGAGGGAAAGAGUCGCGCCAUUCACAGUAGAUCAAAGGCUGAGCCAGCCACUGCUGCUGACAGGCCUGUCAAAACUGUAAAGUCCACACCAGACCAGAGCCAGUCAAGUGGGUGUGAGGUUUCUCAGAGGAACCAAUCAGAGAGGAGUUGGGAAUCCACCGACAGUGAUGACCGACCUGGAACAGGGGCUUCUGAGUAUGACCCUAGGAGAGGUCCGAUGGGGGUCACGACCAUGGGCGACAUGCUGCAUCAGGAUUCGAAGUUCAAGACGUGGAAAACACAAGAGGACGCAGGCUCCAAAACCCUGUCCACCCAUGCACAUCUCCUGCAGGGCUCCCCUGGUGGCAGGCCUGGUUGCCUCCCCUCACUGCACAGUGCCACCGAACACAUCACCUGCAAUGUCAUGGCAGCCAACAUAACCAUGAGAACUGAGAGCAGGGAGCUUUUCCUUAAAGGAGGGGACUCUGACCAGUUGGAAGCCUGCUACACCACUGAUUUCACCAGCAAGCCAUUCCUCAUUGAGGAGGCCCCUGUCAGGGACGAAGGCGGUCAGAGCAGCUGGAGUCUGGUCAGUGUUGGAAGAGGCCUUGACAGCAAUUUCCCCAGCACAGAGCUGGUGAAAACAUUCCCAAAACGCAUCCCUCCAGCAACCUCCAUUUUGGACACAGAUGAGGACAACGACCUGCAUAGUUUCAGGAUCCCCGCUGUUGCUAAUCCUGACUUUAAUAUCUACAAGGAAAUUUCAAAAGCAGCAUCCAACUCUAAGGCAAAACCUAGCCCUGCCCCCAGCAGCACUGGAACUGCUGGGCACAGAGAACCCACUCCAGGCUCAGAGGGGGACAGACUGUGCCAGUUCUACUCCAAGAGUCUGUUCUCUAAACUCCAAACCUGUCAGCAAGACAGUGGCUUUAACAGCCCUCUGUCACUCCUGCACAAGUAAAGCACUUCUCUGAUGAAGGCCUGGCACCAGUUGUGUGUGUGUGUGUGUGUGUGUGUGUAUGUGGGUGGAGCGUGCGUACUUGAGUGCUGUUGCAUAGGGCAUGGGUUUCACUUUUCAGAGCAGCCUUAGGGACGAUUCAGUCUGACAUCUGUGUGUGUGCCUUUUUUGAAUCAAAUGCAGUGGAUGUUUGUUCAUGUUUGAUUUUAUUUAAUCUGUGGUUUUAAAGAUUUUUUUUAUUUGAUGCAGUUGUCUAAAUUUUAUACCCAGGCAUAAUA
This is a messenger RNA of Megalops cyprinoides (Indo-Pacific tarpon), 5462 nucleotides long. RefSeq names its product centrosomal protein 152 (gene cep152). The record is from RefSeq and is a predicted model, not a curated record. Gene Ontology annotation, biological process: centriole replication. NCBI's taxonomy places the organism in Eukaryota, Metazoa, Chordata, Actinopteri, Elopiformes, Megalopidae. Gene Ontology annotation, cellular component: centrosome. Bases 19 to 5187 code for a protein of 1722 amino acids. The transcript has 27 exons.